GCUGCUGAUAUAGAAUCUUGUGGUAACUCCAUCAAGAGAAAGAAGUCCUGGGAUUGGUCAACAGCACGUAUCUCGUGCCCUCUAGUUUCCUUUCCCUACGAACUCAGCAUUAAAAAGCAACUCUAAGCAGUCCCUGAAGGACCUGGGCAAGGAUGUGUUUUUUUCCCUCUGUGUCUGUCUUAUACAGAUCAUGCUGUUUAGGGGAAUGAUAUUAUUAAGAAAACUUUACAUUUUGUGGCUGGUUGGAAUUAACCAGAAUUGUCUGGAAGACAUAAACUGAAUGAAAAGUCACAGCAGUCGUCCGGCUGUGGGUGCAAAGCUCUUCAACCAGAGGAAGUCGAGUGCUGGCCAAAGGGCUGGCGCUGAAUGAAGUGCACGGAAGGGACCACUGACAUUGUCUCAGCUGAGUAAGGAAUACGGGGUGCUUUGCAUUCAGGAAUACAGAAAAAAUAGCAAAGUGGAGUCAAGUACACAUAACAGCUUCAUGGGCUUGAAGGAUCAUCUGGGGCAUGACCUAGGCCACCUUUAUGUGGAGAGCACUGACCCGCAUUUAAGUACAUCUGUACCUUGGUCAAUGGUGGAAAAGCCAACAAUGGAUAAAGUUAAUUCCGGGAAGGAAGAGAAAGAGGUGUCUGAAGAGAAUGUGAGCUCUGGUGACUCUGAAGAAAGCACAAAUUCCGAUAACGAGUCAGACCAGUCGAGAAGCAUUUCAGCAGAGCCAUGCUUAUUAACCAAGACUCACAGACAACUGUGUAGGUCUCCCUGCUUAGAGCCUCACAUACUCAAACGCAGUGACAUUUUGCAAGACUUUAAACCUGAGGAGUCCCAGACUACCUCCAAGGAAGUGAAGAAACCCCCCGAUGUGGUGCGAGAAUACCAAACAAAACUAGAGUUUGCACUGAAGUUAGGCUAUUCUGAAGAACAGGUUCAGCUUGUGCUCAAUAAACUCGGUACCGAUGCUUUAAUCAAUGACAUCUUGGGAGAGCUCGUCAAGCUUGGAAACAAAAGUGAGGCCGAACAGACGGUUAGUACGGUCAACAGUCUCACGCGGGAAGCGCCUUCCCUGGAGUCUCAGCGGUCGGACUCUCCGAUGCAAGAGCUCGUGGCGGAUGACGGGGAGAACCUGAGACCCGUAGUCAUCGAUGGCAGCAAUGUGGCCAUGAGCCAUGGAAACAAAGAAGUCUUUUCCUGCCGGGGAAUAAAAUUGGCAGUGGAUUGGUUUUUGGAAAGAGGCCACAAAGAUAUUACAGUUUUUGUUCCCGCUUGGAGGAAAGAGCAAUCCCGACCUGAUGCUCUUAUCACAGAUCAAGAAAUCCUGCGCAAAUUAGAGAAGGAGAAGAUCCUGGUGUUCACGCCCUCCAGGCGAGUGCAGGGGAGGCGAGUGGUGUGCUAUGACGACAGGUUCAUCGUGAAGCUGGCUUUCGAGUCGGACGGGGUCAUCGUGUCCAAUGACAACUACAGGGACCUGGCCAAUGAAAAACCAGAGUGGAAGAAGUUCAUCGAUGAGCGGUUGUUAAUGUACUCAUUUGUCAAUGACAAGUUCAUGCCUCCAGACGACCCCCUUGGCAGACACGGCCCAAGCCUCGAUAAUUUUCUGAGGAAGAAACCUAUUGUUCCUGAACACAAAAAGCAGCCUUGUCCAUAUGGGAAGAAGUGCACCUAUGGCCACAAGUGCAAAUACUACCAUCCCGAGAGGGGCAGUCAGCCGCAGCGGUCGGUGGCUGACGAACUCCGGGCCAUGUCCAGAAACACGGCAGCCAAAACGGCGAACGAAGGCGGGCUGGUGAAAAGCAACAGCGUCCCCUGCAGCACGAAAGCGGACAGCGCCUCGGAUGUCAAACGAGGCGCUCCCAAGAGGCAGUCGGACCCCAGCAUCAGGACUCAAGUCUACCAGGACCUCGAGGAAAAGCUGCCCACCAAAAACAAAUUGGAAACCAGGUCCGUCCCUUCUUUAGUUAGCAUCCCGGCGACUGCCACCGCAAAACCCCAAAGCGCUACGUCUUUAAGCAACGGCCUUCCAUCCGGAGUUCACUUCCCACCUCAGGAUCAAAGACCACAGGGGCAGUAUCCUCCGAUGUUGAUGGCAACCAAAAAUCACGGCACGCCAAUGCCUUACGAACAGUACCCCAAAUGCGACUCGCCUGUGGACAUCGGGUAUUACUCCAUGCUGAACGCCUACUCGAACCUGAGCGUGUCCGGCCCGCGCAGCCCCGAGCGCCGUUUCUCCUUGGACACGGACUACAGGGUGAGCUCCGUGGCUUCCGACUGCAGCAGCGAAGGGAGCGUGAGCUGCGGGAGCGGCGACUCGUACGUGGGCUACGGCGACCGCCCGUACGUCAGCUCUCCCGACCCCCAGCUGGAAGAGAGUCUCAAGUGUCAGCACGUGCACCCGCACAGCCGCCUUAAUUCCCAGCCCUUCCUGCAGAACUUCCACGACCCCGUGACCCGAGUGCAGAGUUACGGUCACGAAGAACCAAAGUACCACCCCAAGGCGCCUCUCCCGCACCUGGCCGUGCACCUGCAGCACCCCGCCGUCGGGGCCCGGGCCAGCUGUCCCGGCGACUACCCCUCGCCGCCCGGCUCCGCCCACUCCAAGGCGCCGCACCUGGGGCGCGCCCUGGUGGCCACCCGGAUAGACAGCAUCUCCGACUCGCGGCUCUACGACGGCUCUCCCUCCCGCCAGCGGAAGCCUUACUCGCACCAGGAGGGGCCGGGGGGCUGGGAGCGGCCCGGCUACGGGGUGGACGCGUACGGCUACCGGCAGACUUACUCCUUGCCGGACAGCUCCACGCAGCCCUGCUACGAGCAGUUCACCUUCCAGAGCCUCCCCGAGCAGCAGGAGCCCGCCUGGCGCGUCCCCUACUGCGGGCCGCCCGCGGAGCCCCCGAGGUACCAGGACAGCCGGGAGAAGGUCUACGUCAACCUGUGCAACAUCUUCCCGCCCGACCUCGUGAGGACGGUCAUGAAACGGAACCCUCACAUGACAGACGCCCAGCAGCUCGCCGCAGCCAUUUUGGUGGAGAAGUCCCAGCUGGGUUAUUGAGAGAUGAUGCAUCUUUGUGGUGUUUAGUAGUUUUUUGUUCAGCUCAAACGCUGAGGGAGGUUUGCUACAAUAGCACAUGUGAUCUCCUUCUCGGCAAGGAGGUUCUAUAGUAUCCAUUUCUGUGAAGUACUGUAUCAUGGAAUCUGUAUGUAUCGCCCCACCUAGUGGAAAUAUCACGGGAUUGCUUUACAUGGAAACCUUUUUUUUUAACAUUUCCUUUUUAAAGCUCUCUCCUCGGCUGGAGAUUUUUCCAGUUGGAUUUCUUAGAUGUCUCUGUGAUCUUUGAUAUUCCUCUUUGGUGCAUCAGGGGUUUAUAUGCAGCACUUUUUAUCCUUGUUUCGUGUUUUCUUAACUUGGUGUUUGUCUAUCAAUCGCGAGCAAUUACGAUACCUUCAGAACGUUGAACAUUUGACUAGACCCUAGCCGACUAUUUUUUCAAGCCAAGCUUCAUUGGAAUCUUUUACAGCUUUUUAAGUUAUUUUUAUUUGGGGAAAGUGGGCUUCUUUGUGCUAGAAUCAUUAUUUAUAGAAACAAAGAUAUACUACCGCACUGACUUUAUAUUUGAAACAAAACGGAAGUUACCAGUUUAUGUUGAAAUGGGUAACCGUCUAUAUAUUAGAAUGAUUUACAAUAUGGCACUUUUCAUUGUUCUAGUUUUGUUCGUUUUUUUUUUUUUCUGUUAAGUAAUGAGUUAAUUUAAUAUGGUUGAUUUAAAGGAAAGCAGAUGCAAUCAAUGGAAAAAAUGGUUUCCAUUAUAUUACUAUUUUUCUUACCCAAUAAGGCAAAAGCCGCGUGUGCUCCAGCGUAGAGCUGUGCGACCCAGCUAUGAUGUGCUUCUAGACGCUAGAAACGGAAUUGAAUUCCCAGAUCCUCCUUCACCUGUAUUUUCCAUGUGUUUGUCUUUUUCUUUUGGGGGCACAACAAGACUGGAUAAAAUGACCCUUUCACAAUACUUGCCUGUUUUUAAUGAAUCUAAUUAUUCUCAAUGCAACUUUUAUAUUUAAUAUACUCUUUAGCUUUCCCGCUAUUUAUCAAGGCUGGCCUGAGGGGGGGGGGGGUGUGUGUUGAGCAUAUGCAAAGCUGACUGGUACUGCACUAGAGGGGAGGUGGUGGUGGUGGACUUGUAAAUGGUAACUUAAAACGUUUGUAAGAUAGUGUAUAUUUCCCAUUUUCCUGAAGGUAGGUUUUUUUUUGGGGGGGGGGGGUGCCUGUUAUAUUAUUAAGGCCAGAUUCUUGCCACAAAUAGUGUAGUUUUAGCUACAGACUAAAGUCUGUUCUAGUAUUAGUAAGGGAUAUUUCUGGUUUCAAAGUCAUGGGUUUUGCUAGAUGCGAAUUCAUGUUUGUCUUUAAAGGGCGUACCUCGCACGCGGGGGCGGACGGCGGGGGGGGGGGGGGGGGGGUUGUCACGACCUCCACUGUUGCCUCCAGGCUCUGAAAUUUUCUUCGUGUGACAGACUCUUCUGAUCUCUGCCUCGAGGCCCUGGUCGUUCUGAUUACCCUACAUGCCACAGUUUGAAGUAAAGCCCUGAAAAGCCAGAAAGUACCUUUUACUGUUGAUACAAAUUGUAUCUUUUUAACUCUAAGAACUAUUUUGAUUUGUAGAUCUAGUGAACACACCAAUGUGUAACUAUGAUUAGACUUUUGGGCAACAUUUUAUCCCUUAUUUAAAUACAAAAUUUUAAAGUAAAAUUGAGGUCUAGAAUAGGGUAGAGCAUAAAAAGUAACAAUUUAGGUAAAUAAAAGUGUCUGUGUUAGUUUUAUAUAAUACAUUAAAAUACAUUAAAUACACUUAUUGGCAUUUUCUUUCUCCUAAAACUUACCUAGUGAGAACUUAAAAAAAUAAAGGUAAAAUGCUGCCUGAAAAUAACGUCCGAGCACCUUUGACUAGGAUAACAUUUUCACUACUUGUGUGACACUGUGUGUCACAUCGAGUAGGAAUCGGGUACACAGUAAAUGCUUCUAAAAGGCAUUGUGCAUAUUGACAUAUCCAAUAAUCUGAACCGUGUUCAGCAAACUUAAUUCAGGAAAGUGGCGUUCUACAUAAUUAUUGCUGUUGUUUUUGAGGUGAGGGUGGCCCUCGUCUGUGCCCGGAAACCGUGCGGACGGUGCCACACCUGCCAUUCCGAGGGGUGUCUGAGCGCGACCCUGCUCACUCGUGACUCCGUUCUCCUCGAUUCCGUCAGUCAACUAUCUGUAGAACAAGUUUCAGUGUAGAGGCUAAAUGAGUGCCAAAAAUAGGGUUACCAGUGUGGAGUACCUUUUACUGUAGUCCUGUUCUAAGCCUUUUUUGUUUUGUUUUGUUUCUCUUAAGCGUGCAAGCAUUUGUAAAUUCUAGGUUUUGCUUCCAUUUUCUUAGUCUUAGCAUUUCCGUUAGCUGAAGAUUCUGCCACACUUUACUGCAUUUAUUGAAAUGAGGUCUUCGGUGAAAUGUAGGUCCUACUUUUCACGUGGCCUGCUCACCGUUUGUAGCCGCCUGUCAUUGCUUCCUGGCUUCUAGAUUAAGGAAAAGUAGUUGUAGCCUGUGAGCACCUGUCCUGAAGUGAAUAGCUCUGAACGACUCACACUGAAAUCCUUCAGUGUAAUUCACUGUGAGUUGAGAAAUAGCAGUUUUCUUAAGAGGACAAUUUGUCCCCCCCUCCUUUUUGUUUUGUUUUGGUUUUGUUUUGACACCCAUGUGGCUUUCAGAGCUUAAGAAUGAGAUGGUUGGCAGACUUUAGAUACAGCGAAUUCUUGAUGAUCUAAAGCAAUAAGUAAAAGGAUCCAUCAUUCAGUUAAAUCCGUAGCUGAUCCCAAACCUUCAUUGUUGCCAAAACUUUCACCUUAAUCCUGUCUUUCACCAGACUUGCUAAUAAAUAACUGGAAAGGGAGGGAGGUAGUAGGAAAACUGCCCCAAGGGGUCAGCUGAGAGAAGAGAACGAAUUCAGAUUGGAAUCUUCUGCCCCGAGUAACUGACAGUUGACGGUACUUUGCACAGUCAUUAGCCGGUUCCUUGUCUCUGUGUCUUACUACAGAGGGAGUAGCACCCAGCUGGCCAGUUACUGGCCGUCAGUAUUUCCUCCUUUCUUGCACGUGAUAAUGUCAGUUUUCAGUCUGUUGAUGAUCUCUGUAUCCUGAUAGAGUUUGUCAUUGACCUCAACAUUGAAUGAAAUGCACACCAGUAUAAAAUGUUUGAUACUGGUAGAAACUUGAACUUUGUGCUUUUAUGAAAUUUCCUUUAUGAGAAUAUGUAAUAUAACUAAUAAGCGCGGUUUUCUAUGUAUAUAUACACACAUGCAUACGUAUUUGUUAUCAAGUAUUAAAAACAGGAGGGUGGUAGGCUUUCGGUGGCUAACUUUCCCUUUGUUGAACUAUGUAUGUUUCUGAGUUGCGGACGACCAAGCCUGGAGUCUGGAUGACCAAUGAUAAGAUUUAGAACCACUUGAAUGGAAAGCAACUCUUCAAUGGUUUUAUUCCUGGUAUUUUUAAAGAGUUAUUUUGAUAAUUUUAAUAGAGUGUGUAAUUUUAAAACACACACACACACACACACACACAAAAAGUAGUAUUGAUUAUACAGAUAAUUAUUUAACAUGUCUUUUAUGGAUGUAUCUAUGUAUAUGGACAGUAAUAUAUUUAUAAAGCAAAUAUACUUUGAUUAUGUCAUAGCUGUUAGUUUGUGAUAGGUUAGAGGGUGCCUCUGGGUACAGAGGUGUGUGUGUUUUGAAAACUCUCAAGCUGUUUUUCCCCCAAUUUAAUGGCACUGACCCUAAGGUAUAUUUGGUUGUCGUUCUCAUUUUUGCUGUCCGACUUCCUUAUAUAAGAUGAGCUUCCUAGGUAUACACCAGCCAGUCAAAUGAAGCGUAAAAUACAUGAACUGCACACGUGCAUGAGAAUAAGAGAAAGAGUUAAUAAAAGAAGAGAAACGUGCGUUAUUUUUGAUUGGUCUGGGCAACUCCCUCGGGCAGAGGUUGACAGGCGUUUUCUGUAAAGGGUCAGACAGUAACUAAGUCAGAGUUCGAGAAUCAUACACUCUGUAUAAACUACUCACCUCUGCACUUAGAGCAUGAAAGCAGCCACAGACAGGAACGUCAACGGGCCGUGUGGCUGUGCAGCAACAGAACCUGACUUAGGGAAACAGGCGGCCGGCCAGUCUGUUCAUCUCUGUCCUAGAGGGAGAAAAACAGGCGUAUGAAGCAGUAAGUUCUGAUCCGUGUUAACGUAGAAGUGAGAACGGUAUUUCAGUUGAUGCUGUUGAUGGCUUUCAAAAGAAGAUUUUGAGCCUGUCCUAUUAAAGCAUCUUUCUUAUUUAUUCAGUCACACCCAUUCUAUAUUAGCGACAUUUCUUAACGUUGAACCGCACACAAAGAAAGCAUUUGGUCAACAGAUAUUUUACUAAGUAUCCAAUUUUUUUCACGAACUUUGUAUUUCUGUUGAUAAAUGGGAACACCUUGCCUACAUUUUGUGUUUUAAGGGCCUCACGGACCAAAAAUUCUGUUGUAUUUUCAAAGUUAGCAUGUAAUUAGCCACAAAAUAUUUUAAAGACUGCAUUUAUCCGUUCUGUUUUUCUGCUGGUUUUUUGACUUCUAAAAAAAAAAAAAAAAAAAAAAAAAAAAGACGACAGAUGUGCCCUUCUUUAAAAGUGGUUUUAAAGAAGAUAAACAUACUGUAAUUUCACAUACUAUAUAGCUUUAUUCUAUAAGAUUUAAAUUGUGACUAGUGUAACUGUAGCGAUAAUGUGAGUGCAUUUGCUGUAUUGUGGCUCUCUUUACAAGAAUCCAAGUGUACCCCUGCUCUCUCUGUCCAGAUCUUUAGUGUAGCUUCUUGAGACACCUUAGGACAGUCCUCGGUGAAUAUUCUGAACACGGUCACGUGUGAUUUUAAGUCUGUCGGCACCACACACGGUCGGGCACGUUCACUCACAGCACUGUCAUCGGUGGUGGUCACAUUUUCACACCGUUUCGCUGGGAACAGUAAAUGGGGUGGAACACCACCGUCUAGUUUAGUUACUUUAUUUUAAAAUUGCAACACACCUCUAGCUCUUGACCGAAUCCACUGUUUAAAACGGUCACUUCCCCCGGCCCUUUAAGGUCAUCCGCUCCCCUGCUUUUUGUUUCCCUUACAAUAACACGGUUAUGUGCUAGGAGUAGCUUUUUCCCUAAGGUCCGUAGCCUCUAAGAUUUAAAAACAAUUUAAGGUUUUGACCAUUUGGCAGUUAAAAUUUUUUGGAGAAUUUGGUGCACGUCUUCAUUUAGUUUUAUAAAAUUUUAAAGUUCCGCUUUUCAACCACAUAUCCAAUCUGUCAGUCGUCCGUCUAGGUAUUUCAAAAGAAUAACCAAUUGUUUGCUGUCCAUUAAAGCUUCUGACCCCUCUCGUAAAGCAGCUUAGGUCUUUAGGGAAAAAGACCUUGAAAAGCAGUGGCUUGUUUUUUUUUAACGGUUUAGGUUUUAGAUUUUCUUCUUUUUUUUUUUUUUU
Panthera uncia (snow leopard) is the source of this 8491-nucleotide messenger RNA. It is a transcript of the gene ZC3H12C, whose product is annotated as zinc finger CCCH-type containing 12C. Bases 485 to 3043 code for a protein of 852 amino acids. Gene Ontology annotation, molecular function: mRNA binding; metal ion binding; RNA endonuclease activity. The record is from RefSeq and is a predicted model, not a curated record. Gene Ontology annotation, cellular component: nucleus; cytoplasmic ribonucleoprotein granule. The transcript has 6 exons. Lineage: Eukaryota; Metazoa; Chordata; Mammalia; Carnivora; Felidae.